Acanthaster planci (crown-of-thorns starfish) is the source of this 2258-nucleotide messenger RNA. It is a transcript of the gene xpnpep3, whose product is annotated as X-prolyl aminopeptidase 3. Gene Ontology annotation, molecular function: metalloaminopeptidase activity; manganese ion binding. Gene Ontology annotation, cellular component: mitochondrion. NCBI's taxonomy places the organism in Eukaryota, Metazoa, Echinodermata, Asteroidea, Valvatida, Acanthasteridae. The record is from RefSeq and is a predicted model, not a curated record. Gene Ontology annotation, biological process: proteolysis.
UAAGUGUUUGUACAGUAGUAGCGGGCCAGUACCGGUCGAAACAAGAUGGCUAGAUUGAUAUGUCUUGGACGAACAGCUAAGCUGUUAAUCGCUUGGAAUCAUCCUAAAAACACCAAAAUCUUGAACGUAAUAAAGAGCCAUGGUAGACUUUUAUGCACUUGUUAUGGGCACCUUAGUCAACAAGAUGGCAUCUUUCUCCCAAAGAGAUACUUGGGUCAACCAACUCCCUUCACCCACAAGCACCUACUGAAGACAAAUGAAAUCACCCCAGAGAUCACGCGACAGGAGUACAUGGACAGGCGCACUGAUCUUAUGUCAGCCAUUGGACGGUCUUUCAGCAGUGCUAGUGGCAGUGAACACGUUGUGGUUGUCCUGUCCGCUGACAAGAAAUACAUGACUGAUGAUAUUCCGUAUCCGUUCAGGCAGAAUACGAGUUUCCUGUACCUGACAGGCUUUCAGGAGCCAGAUAGCGCAUUGGUGUUGGAGAGCAUCCUUGGGAGGAAUUUGCCUGAGCACAAGGCGACGCUGUUUGUGCAGCAGCGGGACCCGGAGCGGGAACUCUGGGAUGGACCGCGGGCGGGCACUGAGGGAGCCCUCCAGUUCCUGGGCAUCCAUGAAUGCCAGCCCAUCGGCGAUUUCAGUGAGAAGCUCCAUAGCCUGGCCAGUAGCAAGAGCGAGCUGGUGGCGUGGUAUGACGUCUUCAAGCCGCCCCAUGCCGCACUUCACAAAGAAGUACAGGAGACCUUUGUCCAGCAGUGUCGCAACAGGGGACACCCCGUUAACAUCCUGGAGAAUGUUCUCCAGUCGCAGAGGGUUAUCAAGUCCCCUGCAGAGCAAAACUUAAUGCAGACAUCGGCCUCUGUCGCUGCUAACGCUAUCAAAGACGUCAUGGAAUUCUCACAGCCGGGUAUCAACGAAUCAAUCUUGUAUGCCAAGCUGGACUACAGUUGUCGCAUCAGGGGGGCUGAGUUCCUCGCUUACCCGCCCGUCAUAGCAGGCGGGAAUAGAGCCAACACCCUCCAUUACAUCAGCAACAACCAGGAGAUCUUGAACAAUGAGCUGGUGCUCAUGGAUGCUGGCUGCGAGUACCACGGCUAUGCCAGUGACAUCACGCGGACUUGGCCUGUCAAUGGUCGGUUCACGGAUCCCCAGGCCCAGCUGUACCAAGCCAUUCUGGACGUGCAGAAGGACUGCAUCGAGAUGUGCACGGUGGGCGGGACACUAGACCAAGUGUAUCAUUUUAUGCUGGCGGAGCUUGGCAAACGCCUGCAGGAAAUGAGGAUCUUACCAUCAGGACUAGCAGAAUGGGAAAUCUGCAAGAUGGCCAAGCAGUACUGCCCACAUCAUGUCGGCCAUUACCUGGGCAUGGAUACCCAUGACACUGGACGCAUAUCUCGCAGCAGCCAGCUACAGCACGGCAUGGUGGUCACUAUCGAACCAGGUCUGUACAUUCCAGAGUUGGACACCAGUGCACCCGCCAAGUACCGGGGGAUUGGCAUCCGCAUCGAGGACGACAUUCUCAUUACGGACAAGGGCCCGGAAAUUCUUUCGGCAGAGUGUCCAAAGGAGAUUGAGGAGUUGGAAAAGCUCAUCAGAAAAUGACUUUCAGGUUGUGGGUCUUGCAUAAAACAGAGGCAUCAUUUUCAGUGAUAAGUGCUGACUUGCAACUUCCUUGCCAAGUCUGAUAACCAUACGUAGAUGGCAAGAUUCUGUUUUAUAAACUUGUACAUGUAAGUUAUAUUUGAUACGGCAUGGGUCUGUUUUUACCACAAGUUCUGUUUGACCCAGACUGGUAUUUGGAGACUGUGGCUUCAUUUUUUGCCACUGCAGCGUCUCGUUACAAAUCCAAAAUCAGGUGCCUUCUAGAAUUAGAUGGAUUCUGCCGUCGUAAUUUCAAUUUUAUUGUUACCUUUCAGUAAUGCCCUGGAGUCCUAUGUACUUAUGGAAGCAUGCAUUGUUUUACAUCUAUGCUUUUUCUGGAGCCACAAGUUUGUCCUUCCUCCUUGGUCUUGUGAGAAGGCAUGUCUUAUCAGGCCCGUUGCCUGACCAGAUACGGGGGGUUCGUCAAACCAAAAAGUGGAACUCUUGGCACUGUGAACACAUAUUUUUAUAUAAAGGCCUAUCACUGUGAGCUUUAUAUAAUGAGCUCACAAUACAACAUUGAAAAGCUGCAAGUCAGUCGCAAACCAAAGGUUGCAUGUAAGACUUGUACACUGUAGUUUUAAAUAUUGAAUAAACUUAACAAAAAUACAUUGAUU